AUGCCACGAUGUUCGACGUCUUUGUCCUGGGCGCUCCUUUUCUCUCUCGCCUCUCCGCAAUUUGCCUUAGCGGUGCCAAUUGGUGGUAUUUCCAACAAUCCAUCCUACAGUCUUACCGCCAGUCUCGCCAUCUUGCUCACCUUUCUCAUCGUACUCACCGUUCUCUUCGUCUUGAAGCAUAUCUACAUGAAGAGGCGUCGAGCAAGGAAUCUUCAUUGCGACACUUCUGCUUCGUCCUUCGCGAUUGAUUCUCAGAAAUCCUCAGACUCCUCUAUGCUCUCUCCACUGCGCCGCAUGACACCAUCCAAAGAACGUUUAGCCGCGUUUCUCGUCGGUUUCUUUGGCUCGCCUAUUUGGGAAACGAGCGCAAAGGCGUGGCAAAACAGUCUAUCGUUGCACGAAAGCAUACAGAGUUCGUCCAUGUACAGCCUUCACACCCAGUCACGUUCAUACAAGACAUCUCGUUCUCGCCCAACCUUCAAUGAAAUGUCUUCUACUUUGAACGAAUUCGGAGAAAAAAUCGCACAUCUCCCAGAUUUCUCAGAUUCUAAACAAUCUCGCAGACUUUCCAGCCCCGGUUCUUUGCCUCCUUGUUUCUCGCUUUUACUUCCUACUGUACCCGAAAAGGCUCGACGCGUCCCAUCCAAGCAUAGCCAUGAUCGUCGUUUGUCCCUUCCGAAUACACCAGCCUCUCGUAAAGUGGACGGCCAAGUCUCUACAUGUCAGAAACAGCAUUCUAUCUUGAAAACUAGUACAAGUCGGCGCUCUGACUCCUCAACAGUACUCUCUCCUGGGCUGAGGAUGGUGUAUAACAAUAAUUCACUGGAAUAUGAGCUUCCGCUCUCAUCCAAGGAUCAUCAAAUUUUCGCUCUUUCUGUCAAUGAGCGUCUCAGAUCUGAUCAGUCAAAUGUCCCGCCGCUUCCGCCUCUUCCUCAGGUCACCCCUUUGCUUCCAUCCCCUGUGGAGUUCCGCAACCCUGAAAGCGCUCUCGGUCGCAAUUAUAUAUCUCAUCCCUAUGCUUUGGCUCCAUACACGAAGAGGGGUAAUCUCAAGCAAGCUCCAAGACUCCCUUUUGAAGCUACUCAUGAUCAAUCCGUCUCCAAGACUUCGUGUCCGAGUCCAACAAUGUCCCGAAAUUCUUAUACAUUUAUUCCCCCGCCACCUCAAUUCACACAAGUUCCUCCACUUCCUCCACUUCCGCUUCCUUUACCUUUACCUCCUCGCGAACCUAUACCUGCCCUGCCUAAAGCCAGACCUAACACCAGAUCAUUGUCAGUCCGAUCCCGAAAAAGCCCUCCAAUUGGUCCUUCUCCUUUGCGCACCAUGACUCUUCCGGAAUCAGUUAUUGGUGAUCUAUUCAGCCUUCCUUCCCUACCCGAUCCUCCGAAUACAAACGAAUAUCAAAACCCUAAUAAUUCUUACACUGCUAGAUUAAGUCGACGCUCCUACUCUACUGUCGGGCUUGGCUUCCCUCCGGUAUCAUGCGCACCACCAGAUGACCCCAAAGUUGAUUCUGCAAAACGCUCAAGCACCGAUUCAACGUCAUCAAAACGUACCGAUGGCGAUGGCUCGAAUCUCUUGCUUAGCAUAAUUCGGGAACCGGUGGAAGAGACAAGUCAGUGGGAUACGAGCUUGUGUAUGGACGAUAAAUUCGAGUCGAUGAUCGAAACAGCUGGAAACGAGAAUAAUGGGCAAAGAGGACUGGAAAAAUGCGAAUCGGUUACCGAGUGAGACUUCAACAUCCGAUGCGUCGUCGAUCCUUCGCUGAUUAUGCGAUAGUCUGGGCGUCGGAUUAGCGUCGUAGUUCAACGUUGUGUUCUGGUCGAGCGCCGUCUUUUGUUUUUUUGUCUUGUCGGUAGGCCGAUCACGUUCUCGUGGAAAAGUUCUGAACAAGUGCUUAAUUUUAAAUAGUGAAUCAGUCGAUCCUGUUUUGUUUUCGUAAAGUCCAUCGUCACUCAGCACUCAGAAACAUUCAAGAGAUAAUGAAGCUGAAUCCUGUAGUACUUGU
This is a messenger RNA of Guyanagaster necrorhizus, 2008 nucleotides long. RefSeq lists its product as uncharacterized. The record is from RefSeq and is a predicted model, not a curated record. The coding region runs from base 1 to 1731 and encodes 576 amino acids. NCBI's taxonomy places the organism in Eukaryota, Fungi, Basidiomycota, Agaricomycetes, Agaricales, Physalacriaceae. The transcript has a single exon.